UGAACUCAAACGAGCAUGGAAGAGCAACUGAAAUACAGUCCUCGCCAUCCCGGUUUCCAAAAGCUCUAUAAAAUUACUCAAGAACCAAUACCCGAAUCAGAAAAACACAGAGAAUUUUUACCGAAGGCGCUGCUUACAAAAGCACUAAAUUAUGGAAAAUCAACGUUUGAGAAGACGCGAACGAAAAUAAAAGAGAUUCAGGAAAAACGAAAGAUAGAAGCAACUGACGAAGAAAAAAAUGAUUCGAAGAUUUUUGUCACCAAAUCUUCAAAAGAUUUCGCAAAAAUUAAAGCAGACGAAACAUUCAUUGACCAACAGCCACAAUGUCAUCCAAUAAUAGGCGCAUGCGUCAUAGCUAUUCCGUACGCUUUAAAACAAGCUGGUCUCCCAAUGGGAUUGUUUUUACUCUUGGCAGUUUCCAUUAUGGUUGAGUACUCGGAAGUUUUGUUAAUACAAUGCAGCUUGCUCGCGAAAGAAACUUGUUUACAAAAUAUAUCGAAGAAACAUUUUGGCACUCCUGGGUUUGUGAUAUCUUACAUGAUACCGUACUUAUAUUCUUUAAGUGUAUUACUUACGUACAACGUCAUACUUGCAGACACUUGUACUAAGUUCACGCAGUCCCUACAACAAGCUUUAGGAAGUCAUGUUACCUUAAACAGAAAAGUGAUCCUGCUUCUUUUAACAAUAAUUAUUAUCCCCAUUUCCAUGACCACUAACGUCAAACGAAUUUUCAAAUGGUCUUUAGUCUCGCUUAUUUCUGCUUCAUUUGUCACAGUUCUGGUCACGGUACGAUUGUUUACACUGAGCGGACACGUACCACAUACAUACAAUGCAUUUAAGUUUUUGAACACGAAUAUAAUACAAUCUGUUGCAGUUAUGUCGUUCGCGUUAUCAUGUCAACACACAUGUCGUCUAUAUUACGCCACAAUCGAUCAGAGUAAGGAAUUCGAUCCCGACAAACCGGCAAGUAUCGCGUCAUCGUACAGUUUACUGUGUACCAUUGUACUUGGUUGCUGUGGUUACCUGACGUUUCGUGGAAUAACUCAAGGCAAUAUACUUGAGAAUUACUGUGAGGAAGAUCUCUUAGCAACGCUCGCAAGAAUCUUCUUCGCUGGGUUUAUAUUAUGUUUAUUUCCAAUGGAAUGUCAAAGCUUGCGUCACCUCAUCCAACAAGGAGUAGUGGUGCACCGUAAAUUUCAAAAUAUAUUUCACUUUUCCAUUACAUUGUUUGUUUUGACACCAGCUCUGUUAGGUGCAAUGCUUAUCGACUGCCUUUCAAUUGUGGUAGAGACUGCAGGUUUGAUGUUGGCUGUUCCGUUGAUAUUUAUACUACCCUCAAUAUUUUUCGUGCGCCUAUCAGCUGGCAAGUUAUAUUCCGCAACGAAGCUACCAUGUUUAAUAUCCAUAGCAACAGGAUUCACGAUUUCUGUGUGUGGUCUUACAAUGACAUUGUUUACCAAUCAUUAUUGCAUUCAUCAGUCACACAUGUUCCCUUAUUGUAACGGUAGUAGUGAAUUACUCGGACCUCUCAUAACAUUGAUGUCUCUAAACGGAAGCGUAAACUUCGAUCCGCAACGAUUGGUUUAAAUUUAACGAGUUUUG
Messenger RNA from Hydractinia symbiolongicarpus, 1602 nucleotides. Its product is annotated as putative sodium-coupled neutral amino acid transporter 11. Bases 16 to 1587 code for a protein of 523 amino acids. NCBI's taxonomy places the organism in Eukaryota, Metazoa, Cnidaria, Hydrozoa, Anthoathecata, Hydractiniidae. The transcript has a single exon. Gene Ontology annotation, biological process: amino acid transmembrane transport. Gene Ontology annotation, molecular function: amino acid transmembrane transporter activity. The record is from RefSeq and is a predicted model, not a curated record.